This is a messenger RNA of Lolium rigidum, 1278 nucleotides long. RefSeq names its product tryptamine benzoyltransferase 1-like. The transcript is spliced from 2 exons. NCBI's taxonomy places the organism in Eukaryota, Viridiplantae, Streptophyta, Magnoliopsida, Poales, Poaceae. The record is from RefSeq and is a predicted model, not a curated record. Bases 1 to 1278 code for a protein of 425 amino acids. Gene Ontology annotation, molecular function: acyltransferase activity, transferring groups other than amino-acyl groups.
AUGGAGAUGACAAGCACGAUGCUGAAGCCACUCUACUCUACGCCGCGCCCUCUCGCCGGCGAGAUGGUCCCGCUGACACUCUUCGACCGCGCCACCUUCGACAUCUUCGUUCCCAUCAUGCUCGUGUACCCGGCGCCCGCCCCAUCGAACGAGGCGCUCAAGGAGGGCCUGCGCCGCGCCGCCGCCGUGUACCCUCACCUGGCAGGACGCCUCGCCAUCGAUCACCGGGGCAGGCGUUGCCUUCACAUCAACGACGAGGGCGUGCUCGUCGUCGAAGCCACCGUUCCCGUCGAUCUGUCGAACGUUUUGUCCAACAGCGGCGUCCUCACCAACACCGAGGGUCUGUACCCUGCCGUGCCGCUACAGGAGGAACACGUCGGCGUGGCCCUGCUGCAGAUCAAGCUAAACCGGUACAAGUGUGGCGGCCUGGCGAUCGGCCUUACGGCUCACCACCACGCCGCCGACGGCAUCUCCAUGAGCACCUUCCUCACCACCUGGGCAAGCGCGGUUCGCCAGGGCCGGGACUUCACCGCCCCGUCCCCUUUCCUCGACCGCGGGAUCACUGCCCUGCCACGGAGCGUGCCCGCGCCGGUGUUCGACCACCAGUCCACCGAGUUCAAGGGAGAAGAUCCCGCCGCCCCCUUGUACAAGUUCAAGAACAUCACGGUGCGCUUCACCGCCGCGUUCGUCGACGAGCUCAAGGCCCGCGUAGGCGGCCGGUGCAGCACGUUCCAGUGCCUGCUCGCUCACCUGUGGAAGAAGACCACGGCGGCGCGCGGCCUCACGCCCGGCGAGUUCACCCAGGUGAGGGUGGCCGUGAACUGCAGGGGAAGGGCCGACCCUCCAGUACCCAUGGACUUCUUCGGCAACAUGGUGCUGUGGGCGUUCCCCAGGCUCCAGGUCCGAGACGUCCUGUGUUGGAGCUACGGCGACGUGGUCGGCGCCAUUCGCGACGCCGUGGCACGCAUCGACGGCGACUACAUCCAGUCGUUCGUCGAUUUCGGGGCCGUGGCAGACGCACAGGGCCAGGAGCUCACGGCCACAGCCGGCACAAUGUGCUGCCCGAACCUGGAGGUCGAUAGCUGGCUGGGGUUCAGAUUCCACCAAGUUGACUUCGGCGCCGGGCCGCCCGCCUCGUUCCAGCCGCCUGAUUUGCCGGUCGAGGGGCUGAUGGUCUUCGUGCCCUCAUGCCUGGUUAAGGGCGACGUCGACGUCUACAUGGCCGUCGCCGAGGACCACGUCACGGCGUUCCAGCAGAUCUGCCACUACUUGGAUUAA